GUGCGCACUGCCGGGCGGCCCGAAGACCGGGGAGGACGUUGGAAGGGGGAGGGGGGCGCCAGAGAGAAAGAGGAGGCGAAGCGAGAGGGAGAAAAUGGCGUCCACGGAUUAUAGUACCUACACUCAAGCUGCAGCCCAGCAGGGCUACGCUGCUUAUGCAGCUCAGCCAACUCAAGGAUAUGCACAGACCACCCAGCAGGCCUACGGGCAGCAAAGCUAUGGAACCUACGGGCAGCCCACUGAUGUCAACUAUACUCAAGCUCAGACGACUGCUACUUACGGGCAAACUGCAUAUGCAAGUUCCUAUGGGCAGCCGCCCACUGGUUACACUGCCCCGGCUGCUGCCCAGGCUUAUAGCCAGCCUGCCCAGGGAUAUGGCACUGCUGCUUAUGAUACAACCACAGCUACAGUUACAACCACACAGGCUUCUUAUGCAGCCCCGUCUGCUUAUGGCACUCAGCCUUCCUAUGCUUCCUAUGGGCAGCAGCCAGCAGCAGCUGCACCUACAAGACCCCAAGAUGGCAGCAAACCUGCUGAGACUAGCCAGACUCAGUCGAGUACAACAGGCUACAGCCAGCCUAGUCUAGGUUAUGGGCAGAGUAACUACAGCUAUCAAGUCCCUGGAAGUUACCCCAUGCAGCCAGUUACUGCACCUCCAUCCUAUCCGCCCACCAGUUACUCCUCUUCGCAGCCAAGCAGCUACGACCAGAGCACUUACUCUCAGCAGAGUAGCUACGGACAGCAAGGCAGCUACGGACAAGGAGGUGGCUAUGGGCAGCAAAGCAGCUACGGGCAGCAGCCUCCCACCAGCUACCCACCUCCCACUGGAUCCUACAGCCAGACUCCAAGCCAGUACAGCCAGCAGGGCAGCAGCUAUGGGCAACCGAGUUCAUUCCGUCAAGACCAUCCCAGCAGCAUGGGUGUGUAUGGCCAGGACUCUGGAGGCUUUUCAGGCCCAGGAGAAAGCCGGAACUUGAGUGGCCCUGAUAACCGGGGCAGGGGAAGAGGCGGGGGAUUUGAUCGUGGAGGCGUGAGCAGAGGUGGGCGGGGAGGAGGAGGAGGAGGCCGCGGCGGAAUGGGCAGCGCUGGAGAGCGAGGUGGCUUCAAUAAGCCUGGUGGACACAUGGAUGAAGGGCCAGACCUUGACUUAGGCCCACCUUUAGACCUAGAUGAUGAUGUUGAUAACAGUUCAGUAUACGUUCAAGGGUUAACUGACAACGUGACCUUAGAGGAGCUGACGGAUUUCUUCAAACAGUGUGGUGUCGUUAAGAUGAACAAAAGAACUGGACAGCCCAUGAUAACAAUCUACCUGGACAAGGACACAGGAAAACCCAAAGGGGACGCUACUGUGUGCUAUGAUGACCCGCCAACUGCUAAAGCCGCAGUAGAAUGGCUUGAUGGUAAAGACUUCCAGGGCAGCAAACUCAAAGUCUCUCUUCCUCGGAAGAAGCUGCCAUUGAACAGCAUGCGAGGUGGAAUGCCCCCACGUGAGCCACGUGGGAUGCCUCCCCCUCUCCGUGGAGGCCCUGGAGGCCCCGGGGGGCCAGGCGGUCCUGGUGGCCCAAUGGGCCGAAUGGGAGGCCGAGGUGGUGACAGGGGUGGCGGCGGCUUUGCCCCAAGAGGACCGCGGGGGUCCCGAGGAAACCCUUCCGGUGGAGGAAACGUCCAGCACAGAGCAGGAGACUGGCAGUGCCCCAACCCGGGAUGCGGAAACCAGAACUUUGCCUGGAGAACAGAAUGCAACCAAUGCAAGGCUCCUAAACCGGAAGGCUUCCUCCCCCCACCCUUCCCGCCUCCAGGUCCUGGAUUCUUGCUUGGAAAACCGCUGCCACUUAGAGGGCUCAUAUACGGGACAAAUAGUGGUGGUGAUCGUGGCAGGGGUGGCCCCGGUGGCAUGAGAGGCGGUGGCCGAGGGGGCCUCAUGGACCGCGGUGGCCCUGGGGGCAUGUUCCGAGGGGGCCGCGGUGGAGACCGAGGUGGAUUCAGAGGCGGCCGAGGCAUGGACCGAGGCGGAUUUGGAGGGGGCCGCCGAGGAGGACCCGGUGGCCCCCCCGGCCCUCUUAUGGAGCAGAUGGGAGGCAGAGGCGGCCGACGUGGUGGACCAGGAAAGAUGGACAAGGGGGAGCAUCGCCCGGAUCGCAGAGACCGGCCGUACUAGUGGCCCUGGGGUCCCUUCCUGCUGCAGGACUGCAUUUACUACCAGAUUUAUUUUUUAAACCAGAAAAAAUGUUUUAAAUUUAUAAUUCCAUAUUUAUAAUGUUGACCACAACAUUAUGAUGAUUCCUUGUCUGUACUUAGUAUUUUUCACCAUUUGUGGAGAAACAUUAAAACAAACUUAAAUGGUAGUGUGCUGAGUUCUUUUUUUUUUUUAAUGGUUGUUUAACUAAAAAUCCCAGUAAGAAACCAUUGUUUGUGAGCAUGCUCAGUAAAUCUGUGUGGAAGACCAGGAGGAAGACGACUAAAUUGUAACAAUGUUAAUGGUUGUGAUGUUUUUUAAAUAAACUUCCAAAUGUUUAUAAAUGCAA
Pogona vitticeps (central bearded dragon) is the source of this 2525-nucleotide messenger RNA. It is a transcript of the gene EWSR1, whose product is annotated as EWS RNA binding protein 1. Gene Ontology annotation, molecular function: RNA binding. The record is from RefSeq and is a predicted model, not a curated record. Gene Ontology annotation, biological process: regulation of DNA-templated transcription. Lineage: Eukaryota; Metazoa; Chordata; Lepidosauria; Squamata; Agamidae.